AUGACAUCCACAAUGGCCCAACGCCUCUCCGGCAAGACCAUUGUAAUAACCGGUGCCUCGUCGGGCAUCGGCCGCAGCACCGCGCUCGAAUUCGCACGCACAUCGCCCCAGAACCUCAAGAUCGUCAUCACGGCGCGGCGCAUCGAUGCCUUGCAGGAUGUUGCGGCAACUAUUAAGAGCGAGGUGGGUGAGGGUGUGCAGGUGCUGCCGGUAAAGCUCGACGUGAGCAACGCGGACGAGGUGCGCGGCUUCGUGGAGGGUUUGCCCGAGGGCUGGAGGGAUGUGGAUGUGUUGAUCAAUAACGCAGGGAUGGUCAAAGGCGUUGCGCAGGCCCCUGAGAUCGCAGAGGAUGAUCUGAACACCAUGCUUGCCACCAAUGUUACCGGGCUCAUUAAUAUGACGCAGGCCAUUAUGAAGAUAUACAAGGCGCGCCCUGAUGGUGGCCGUGGUGAUAUUAUCAAUAUUGGGUCCAUUGCGGGUCGUGAGCCGUACCCGGGCGGGAGCAUCUACUGCGCGACGAAGGCUGCUGUCCGCAGCUUCACGGAUGCGCUGCGCAAAGAGAACGUUUCAAAUCGGAUCCGCGUCAUGUGCGUGGAUCCGGGACAGGUAGAGACAGAGUUCAGUGUGGUACGAUUCUAUGGGGAUAAGGAGAAGGCGGAUGCGGUAUAUAAGGGUGUUGAUCCGCUUACGCCAGAGGAUAUCGCAGAAGUCAUUGUGUUUGCAGCUGGACGGCGCGAAAAUGUCGUUAUGGCGGACUCAUUGAUAUUUCCCAGCCAUCAAGCUUCACCAGCGCAUAUGCACCGAAAAUCAUAG
This is a messenger RNA of Pseudovirgaria hyperparasitica, 813 nucleotides long. Its product is annotated as NAD(P)-binding protein. The record is from RefSeq and is a predicted model, not a curated record. Bases 1 to 813 code for a protein of 270 amino acids. Lineage: Eukaryota; Fungi; Ascomycota; Dothideomycetes; Acrospermales; Acrospermaceae. The transcript has 3 exons. Gene Ontology annotation, cellular component: cytosol. Gene Ontology annotation, molecular function: oxidoreductase activity.